UGUGCUCUCUCCAGUGUUAGUUCAUAUAGCCACCUGUAUUUUCUUUCUGUCAAAUGAUUUACAGUAUAAUUGAGAAACGUAUGUUUUGCCAGACGUUACAACAGAUUGUACUAAGCAGUUUAAUUGGACCGUCUGGCAGGUAUACAGUACACCAAAUACGGAUGCAGGAGGAAGAGCGACAGUCGACUGGUGCACCGGAACUUCUGUGAAACCAGCAAGAAGCCCAAACCCAUCCGGAAGAGGUGCAACGUGAACGAGUGCAGUCAGCCAACGUGGUUGGUGGAGGAGUGGAACCCGUGCAGUAAGACGUGUGGGAAGGUUGGCUACCAGUCCAGGGUUGUUCAGUGUAUGCAGGCCCUCCACAACGGCACAAACCGGACGGUCCACACUAAGUACUGUACAGAGGACAAGCCUGAGACCAGGAAGGUCUGUAACCCCUCUGCCUGCCCUGCACAGUGGAGGACAGGGGCCUGGUCACAGUGUUCAGUAAGCUGUGGAGAGGGGAUUCGACAAAGACAGGUUGUGUGUAGAGCCACAGACAACACCAUCGGCCAGUGUGAGGGAGACAAGCCUGAAACGGUCCUCAUCUGUAAACUGAGCCCAUGUCCAGGACAGUCAUCGCUGCCCCCGCUCACUAAAGAAGCCAUGGAGAAUUCAACAACGAAGACGGAGGGUGUACAUCAGAUUGUUCCUGAUAAUCCUGUCCACAAACUCUCCUCCAAUGAGCCAUGUCUUGGAGACAAGUCUAUAUUCUGCCAGAUGGAGGUCCUAGCCCGUUACUGUUCCAUUCCAGGCUACAACAAGCUGUGCUGUGAGUCCUGCAACAAGAAGGAAGGCUUCACCACCCUCUUCUCUCCAUCCCCAGACCUCCACAAGACUGGAGGAUCCUCCGACUCAGACUCUGAGACGGGCCCAGACCAGGAGACCUCCACCCAGCCCAACCCCACCGCCUCCACCACCCUACCAUCAGACUCCCCACUCCCCACCACCACCCAGAGCCCAUCCCGAACCACUAAGACCCCUAGACGGCCUCGCUCCACUGCUCAGGGCCUGACCACCUUACCGUCGGCGAGUGCCGUCGUUCCCCAGGGUCCUUCCUUUGGGGUCGGGGAUGGAGACUCGGUCCCUGGGCUCCCUUCUCUACCUCCAGGUCCCAGCCCGCCUCUCCGGCCCCGGCUCCGAUCCAAUGCUGCUCCAGACUCCAAUGGAGACCCUGCUUUAUCGCCAUCUAAAGAGCACAUCAGUCCAAACAACCGCUCUUUAGGCCAAUCCGCCGGCCCCGGCCCUGAACCCGAGCCUGCUGGAACUGUGGCUGGCGUUGCUGCUGCCAGGUCAAGAAGGGAGGAUGUAGGAUCAGACUCAGCUCACAGAACCAGAACAACCAGAACCCUGUCCCAUGUGCUGACAUGAUCACUGACUUAUCCUGGGACUUGCUGCUCAGUAAUAUGGUCCACCGUGACUUCUGUCAGCUAAACGUUAUUGCAACGUUGUUACAGCAUUAGAGUGUUACAGCGUUACAAUGUGACAAUGUUACAAUAUGACAAUGUUACAAUGUGACAACUUUAUUACAACAUUGUUACAACAUUAUUACAAACAUCUGAUGGAUUGGACUGGACUCUCAACUGAUUGCUGCAAGAAUAAAUUAACAUACAAUUUAAAAUAAAUCCAUGCCAGUGGACUUAGACCAGUAAUGGUUACCUCAUCGAACCAGCAGAGUGAUCUCUAUGCAUUUGCACUGCAUCACUCAGCCCUCUCUGCUUCAGUUACUAAAUGGAAUGAUAAAAAAUAAAAUAAAAUGGUGCUGGAACUAAAAUGACUACAAGACAUGUUAAACAAUGUGAUGACUGCAUUGCUACCAUUUACUUCCUGAUCUGUGUACAUGUUAAACAAUGUGACGACUGCAUUGCUACCAUUUACUUCCUGAUCUGUGUACAUGUUAAACAAUGUGACGACUGCAUUGCUACCAUUUACUUCCUGAUCUGUGUACAUGUUAAACAAUGUGACGACUGCAUUGCUACCAUUUACUUCCUGAUCUGUGUACAGUUGUGCAAACAUAUUUUGAAAGUGCAUCAGAACUACUUAUUGAACUUUAAUAUUGUGAAGAUAUUGUGUGGCACGGCCAAAAACCUUAACUUUAGGGGCUGUCACAAGUUGAAGUGGUGAUGUCACAAGUAUUGGUGAUGUCACAAGUAUUGGUGAUGUCACAAGUUUGGAGAUGAUGUCACAAUGUAUUGGUGAUGAUGUCGCAGUGUCUUGGUGAUGAUGUAACUUCCUCCAGGGAGCUUUGUACCCUCUGCCCAUUGGUGCUCUUAUUGUUGAAGUGCUUCCCAAACAACCAUUUACAAGAGAUUGACCUCAGAGGUCAUCUAAAGGUCAAAAGGUCAACAGGUCAAGUCUGUUUGUAAAGCCAACCCCACUGUAGCAUGCACAUUACCUUUGUGGAAAAACUCACAUAUGCUUUAAAAGAUAAAAAGAAAACCAUUCUUGA
This is a messenger RNA of Salmo salar (Atlantic salmon), 2488 nucleotides long. Lineage: Eukaryota; Metazoa; Chordata; Actinopteri; Salmoniformes; Salmonidae. The record is from RefSeq and is a predicted model, not a curated record.